Molecule: messenger RNA, 330 nt
Organism: Aspergillus pseudoviridinutans
Lineage: Eukaryota; Fungi; Ascomycota; Eurotiomycetes; Eurotiales; Aspergillaceae
Exons: 1
Coding region: 1-330 (109 amino acids)
Source: RefSeq, a predicted model, not a curated record
AUGCUUGGAAAGGUUGUCCUAGAGGAGACAUAUGAACACGCUGGCCUGGCGGAGGAGUCGAAAGAGACGCCGAUUUGUAUGUCGCUCCUUGGGACCGUGAGCGUGAGCGCUAUGUGCGCCAAAUCCAUGUCACCGGGUGAGCGUCUCCAAUUAUCCAACGGACAUGGUAUCGCAUAUACAGUGAUCUUCUUGACUCUCUCCGGGAUCCAGAACAUUGCGGACAAGACCGAGGCGGCGAAAGUAGCGACUCUGACGAACAACUGGAUCGCAGAGCAGAUCAAGGAGCAUCAAGACCGUGUUGGGAGCUUUUUCCUGGAUGUCAAUUCAUGA